GGAGGAGGAGGAGGAAAUGACUGGGGUAACCUUGAAGGAGAGACGAGAAGGAAGAGAAGGAGCGAAGAAGGAUUCAGUUGGCUGCCAGAUUCCUAUCCUACAGGAGUGAAGAAAUAGCAUGGGAGCAGAGCGUGCGUUGCUCCUGCUGUCGGCAGCGCUGGUGGGAGCUGCUACUGCUGCUCCUGUCCCCCUACCGGCUGUUUUCGGGACUACCAAUGAACUAGUGAAGACCAACAUUAUCCCCUUGAGAGAGACACUGUUCCGCCUCGACUCGGUCCUCAGGCGACCCAACGACUACAAUGAAGUGAUAGAAGAGUCUGGGGAGGAGGACGACCAGCUCUCCAGGGUUCUUUAUGAGCUGCAAAACAACCCUCCAGAUGGCAGCACUGGACAAAUAACUGAUAUCUUGACUAGUCUUGCAAGCGAGGACUCACUCUUGAAGCGUCUUCCUCGUGAAGCCAAACGGGGAAGAGGACAAAGCAGAGAGCGGCGGCCUAAGAGCAAGGAGAGGAGAUGCAGACGAAGAGGAUCCAAGAGCAGAGAAAGAGGCAGGAGACCAAGCAGGGAGAGGAGACCUGGCCCACGAAGCAGGGAGAGGAGACCAAGACCAAGCAGGGAGAGAUGUGAGGAGGAAACGACCACUACGUCCUCCACCACCACGACCACGACGACUCCAACGACUACCACGACACCUACCACCACCACUACCACCACCACCUCCACCACAACCACGACCCCAACUACUACUACUACUACUACUACUACUCCAACCACCACCACGACCCCCACUCCGUCUACAACCACCGCCGCCUCCACGACUACCACCACCACUCCAGCCCCCUCUUCCUCUUCCUCUUCCACCACCAGCACCACCACCACUUCCCCUACUACAACUACUACUACAACUACCACCACCCCAGCCACUACAACUUCAAGUACUACUACCACAGCUUCUAGUUAAGCUGUAAAAUUGCGAUGAUUCAAUAACAAUAAUAAUAACAAGAACAACAACUACUACUACUACUAUUACUACUACUGCUACCACUACUACUACUACUACAACAAACAGACAUGCUUCUGCAGUAUUUUAAUAUUAACAACAACAACAACAACAACAACAACAACAAACUGACUUCCAGCCGGUAACGGGUUUUGAUCAUCAAUAUACACUAAAAAAAAAAAAAAAGGAGAGAGAGAGAGAGAGAGAGAGAGAGAGAGAGAGAGAGAGAGAGAGAGAGAGAGAGAACGAGAGAGAACGAGAGAGAGAGAGAAAGCAAGUACACCAGCUCCUUUUUACUUAAUAUACAUGUAGAUAAAGUAUCAACAACUAACAACAACCUGAAGACCUGAAAGUGUGUGUGUGUGUGUGUGUGUGUGUGUGUGUGUGUGUGUGUGUGUGUGUGUGUGUGUGUGUGUGUGUGUGUGUGUGUGUGUGUGUGUGUGGAGGCGACAAUAGUGAGUACGUAACAGAAGACUUAACACCAAAAGAUAAUCCCACACUCUGCUAACUAAAAUCCCACACAACUCCUUACGAAUUCAGCAACUUGACUCAGCCUGACUCAGCUUAUCUGUGUCUGAGAGUGUGUUUAUGUGUCUAUGUUUACAACAAGGCGCUCUGCGCUCCUAUUCAGA
Messenger RNA from Portunus trituberculatus (swimming crab), 1632 nucleotides. Its product is annotated as integumentary mucin C.1-like. Gene Ontology annotation, cellular component: extracellular matrix. The record is from RefSeq and is a predicted model, not a curated record. Bases 119 to 961 code for a protein of 280 amino acids. Gene Ontology annotation, biological process: cell adhesion; extracellular matrix organization. Gene Ontology annotation, molecular function: cell adhesion molecule binding. Lineage: Eukaryota; Metazoa; Arthropoda; Malacostraca; Decapoda; Portunidae. The transcript is spliced from 6 exons.